AUGGUGGAACCAGUGAAGCUCAUUGGAGGCUUUGGCAGCCCGUUCGUCCACCGCGCCGAGGUCGCCUUGCGUCUCAAAGGAGUUCCCUACGAGCUCAUCCUAGAGGACAUGACUAACAAGAGCGAGCUGUUGCUGAAGCACAAUCCCGUCCACAAGAAGGUCCCUGUGCUCCUCCACGGGGACAAGGCUGUCUGCGAGUCUCUCCUCAUUGUCGAGUACGUCGACGAGGCCUUUGACGGGCCACCUAUCCUGCCGACUGACCCUCAUGAAAGGUCUGAGGCCCGCUUCUGGUCCAAAUUCUUUGUGGAAAAGUGCUUGUUGUCCCUGUGGCUAGCGCUGUGGACGGAGGGCGAGGAGCAGAAGGUCUUUAUUAUGGACGCAAAAGAGAACCUCACGCUAGUGGAGGCACAACUCAAAGAGAAGAGGUUCUUUGGAGGCGCCACAAUUGGCCUCGCCGACAUCGCCGGUGCCAGCCUACUGUCUCGCUGGGCAAGCGUGAUGCAAGAGGUCGCUGGGGUGAGGGUGAUGACGGACGAUGAGUAUCCUGCUAUCCACCGGUGGAUCGAGGACUACAACGCCGACGAAGCUGUCAAGGAGUGCUUGCCGGACAGAAACCAUCUCAUCUCCUACCUCACCAUGAUCAGGGGAAAGUGUAUCUCCGCGGCCAAGUCCAUGCUACCCAAUUAUCUAGCCAAGAAAUAG
Triticum turgidum subsp. durum (durum wheat) is the source of this 702-nucleotide messenger RNA. NCBI's taxonomy places the organism in Eukaryota, Viridiplantae, Streptophyta, Magnoliopsida, Poales, Poaceae. The record is from the annotation of a GenBank genome assembly.